Perca flavescens (yellow perch) is the source of this 1262-nucleotide messenger RNA. It is a transcript of the gene rasd2b, whose product is annotated as RASD family member 2b. The record is from RefSeq and is a predicted model, not a curated record. Gene Ontology annotation, molecular function: G-protein beta-subunit binding; GTP binding; GTPase activity. The coding region runs from base 96 to 1250 and encodes 384 amino acids. The transcript has 2 exons. NCBI's taxonomy places the organism in Eukaryota, Metazoa, Chordata, Actinopteri, Perciformes, Percidae. Gene Ontology annotation, biological process: signal transduction.
UCAGACUACACAGACUAGCGUGAGCAGGCAUAAACGUCACAUUACAGAUUUCGCCCUUUGUGGCGCUUUACCACGGGCCAUCCCCAAAAUAAACAAUGGAAAGAGGCAGCAUCUCCACCGGCUCACAGACCACAUCCAUCCCUGCUGCGCACCAGCUCAGCUCCACCAUGGAUGUUCCCCAGUUUCAUGGUGAUAUGGACGGACAGUGCGCCGGGUCCUCCAAAGUCCUUCUGGCUUACAAAAACGCGUCGCAGCACCUUAGUUCAUCGGGAAUUAAAGCGGGCUUGGGGAUACUUAAAGUGGCCUCGUCUCAGUGGAAACAGGAAAAAAAGACGUGCUCAGGGGCAGCCGUAAGGCAACUAUCCACUCCCAACAGCAGCCAUCUCUGCAAGGGAUCCCCACUGGAUCAGCUGGCAUCUCUGUUUCUCCACGGUCAAACCCGGCAGCGCCAGAUUGGCCAGGAGCAAGCACCGACUAAACCGCAGAACUGUAAGCGCAUCGUGGUUCUUGGUGCGCCACGGGUUGGCAAGACCUCCAUCCUAAGAAGAUACCUCCGGGACGGAUUUGUGGAGGAGUACAAUCCCACCUCGGAGGAUUUCCUCAGGAAACUGUUUCGUAUCCGCGGAGAGACCUACCAAAUUGACGUCCUGGACGCGUCCAAGGAACGGGAUUUCCCAGCCAAGCGCAGGCUCUCUAUCCUCACUGGAGACAUUUUUCUUCUCGUAUUCAGUCUAGAUGACCGGAGCUCUUUCGAAGAAGUGUGCGCCCUGCGAAAGGAGAUUCUGGCCGCUAAAUCCAAGCUUAACAAAUCCUCUGUGCCAGGGCAGUGCGCACAGCUGCAAGUUCCCCUAGUGGUCUGCGCCAACAAGGUUGAUCUCCUGGAGACUGAGAGAGAAAUAUCUAAUGCAGAGGUGCUCCAAGCCCUCAGUGAUGACUGUGCCUAUUUUGAAACGUCUGCAAAGGAAAGCACGAAUCUAGAGAAAGUCUUCGAGACUUUGGCAAAGCGAGGCGGGCUUCCGACUGAAACUAGCCCGUCUCAGCACCGCAAAGUCUCCCUCUGUUCGUACCAGGCAAUGCGGGUAAGCCGUGUGCCGGAGAGGGGCAGACAGUCCCAGGGGCGCGAUGAUGCCUGCGGCGCCCUGUACCCACUGGCCCGUAGGCCGAGUUUUAAUACAGAUCUUCGACAAGUCAUUGGGCCAAGUACGGCAAGAAAGCCCGGCAAAGCACUGGACAAAUGUCCGAUUCAGUAAGGACAAUAAGAU